GGCGCCGGGGCGGGGCCUCAGCGAGCAGCUCCGGCGACCAGGCUGGGUCCGAGCAUCCCGCGGCUCCGGACGGUCCGGCCCGGACAUGGCGACCGUCCGGGCUUCCCCGCGAGUUGCGCUGCUGCUUCUCCUGGCCGUUGCAGGGGUCGCGGAGGUGGCAGGGGGCCUGGCUCCGGGCAGUGCGGGUGCAUUGUGUUGUAAUCAUUCAAAGGAUAACCAAAUGUGCCGUGAUGUAUGUGAACAGAUAUUCUCCUCAAAAAGUGAAUCCCGACUAAAACAUCUGUUGCAACGAGCGCCAGAUUAUUGCCCUGAAACAAUGGUUGAAAUUUGGAGUUGUAUGAAUUCAUCUUUGCCAGGUGUGUUUAAGAAGUCUGAUGGCUGGGUUGGCUUAGGCUGUUGUGAACUGGCUAUUACCUUGGAGUGUCGACAGGCAUGCAAGCAGGCGUCUUCAAAAAAUGAUAUUUCCAAAGUUUGCAGAAAAGAAUAUGAGAAUGCUCUUUUCAGUUGCAUUAGCAGAAAUGAAAUGGGCUCAGUUUGUUGCAGUUAUGCAGGCCACCACACAAACUGCCGAGAAUACUGUCAAGCCAUUUUUCGAACAGACUCGUCUCCUGGUCCAUCUCAGAUCAAAGCAGUGGAAAAUUAUUGUGCCUCUAUUAGUCCACAAUUAAUACACUGUGUGAACAAUUAUACCCAAUCUUAUCCAAUGAGAAAUCCAACAGAUAGUUUAUAUUGCUGUGACAGAGCGGAAGAUCAUGCUUGCCAAAAUGCCUGCAAGAGAAUUCUGAUGUCUAAGAAAACAGAGAUGGAGAUUGUUGAUGGCCUCAUCGAGGGUUGUAAGACGCAGCCCUUGCCUCAGGAUCCUCUUUGGCAGUGUUUUCUUGAAAGCUCACAGUCUGUUCAUCCUGGAGUCACUCUACACCCUCCUCCCUCUACAGGCCUUGAUGGGGCUAAAUUGCAUUGUUGUUCUAAAGCAAACACUUCAACAUGUAGGGAACUGUGCACUAAACUUUAUAGCAUGAGCUGGGGCAAUACACAGAGUUGGCAAGAGUUCGAUCGCUUUUGUGAAUAUAAUCCAGUGGAAGUGUCCAUGUUGACCUGUUUAGCAGAUGUUCGGGAACCUUGCCAGUUAGGCUGCAGAAAUCUUACUUACUGUACUAAUUUUAACAACAGGCCAACAGAACUUUUCAGGAGUUGUAAUGCCCAGUCAGACCAAGGAGCCAUGAACGACAUGAAGCUAUGGGAAAAAGGAAGCAUAAAGAUGCCAUUCAUCAACAUACCUGUUCUUGACAUUAAAAAGUGCCAGCCAGAAAUGUGGAAAGCAAUAGCUUGUGCACUACAGAUUAAACCUUGUCAUAGUAAAUCCCGGGGAAGUGUCAUUUGCAAAUCAGAUUGUGUGGAGAUUCUCAAGAGAUGUGGGGACCAGAACAAGUUCCCUGAAGACCACACAGCAGAAAGUAUUUGUGAGCUUCUAUCACCUACAGAUGACCUGGAGAAUUGUAUACCUUUGGAUACAUACCUCAGGCCAAGUACUUUAGGUAACAUUGUAGAAGAGGUGACUCAUCCUUGUAACCCUAAUCCUUGCCCCGCUAAUGAGCUCUGUGAGGUCAACAGGAAAGGCUGUCCUUCUGGAGAUCCCUGCCUUCCAUACUCUUGUGUUCAAGGUUGCAAAUUGGGAGAAGCCUCUGAUUUCAUUGUCCGUCAAGGGACAUUAAUCCAGGUGCCAUCAUCUGCAGGAGAAGUUGGUUGUUAUAAAAUUUGCUCAUGUGGACAUAGUGGACUUUUAGAAAACUGCAUGGAGAUGCACUGUAUAGACCUUCAGAAGUCUUGUAUUGUUGGAGGAAAAAGAAAAAGUCAUGGAACAUCCUUUAAUAUUGACUGCAAUGUCUGUUCUUGUUUUGCUGGCAAUUUGGUGUGUUCUACCCGCCUGUGCCUCAGUGAGCACAGUUCAGAAGAUGACCGUCGCACCUUCACAGGUCUGCCCUGUAACUGUGCAGAUCAGUUUGUCCCCGUGUGUGGGCAGAAUGGACGCACUUAUCCCAGUGCUUGCAUUGCUCGCUGUGUGGGCCUCCAAGACCAUCAGUUUGAGUUUGGAUCGUGCAUCUCAAAGGAUCCGUGUAAUUCUAACCCCUGCUCAAAAAACCAAAGAUGCAUACCCAGACCACAAGUCUGCCUGACAACUUUUGAUAAAUUUGGAUGUAGCCAAUACGAGUGUUUGCCAAGACAGCUCACCUGUGAUCUGGUCCGUGAUCCUGUUUGUGACACAAACCACAUGGAGCACAGCAAUCUCUGUACUUUGUACCAGAGAGGGAAAAGCCUCUUAUACAAAGGCCCAUGCCAGCCCUUCUGCAGAGCCUCAGAGCCCAUCUGUGGACACAAUGGGGAGACCUACAGUAGCGUGUGUGCUGCCUACUCAGAUCGUGUGGCAGUCGAUUACUACGGGCCCUGCCAGGCCGUCGGGGUCCUCUCGGAGUACAGUUCUGUCGCAGAGUGUGCUGCUGUGAAGUGUCCUUUGCUCUCAGCAGCUGAGUGCAAACCCAUCAUCCCACCUGGUGCAUGUUGCCCAUUAUGUGCUGGGAUGUUAAGAGUUUUAUAUGACAAAGAAAAACUGGAUACUAUUGCAAAGGUAACAAACAAAAAGCCAAUAACAGUUCUAGAAAUACUUCAGAAAAUUCGUACACAUGUGUCUGUCCCACAGUGUGAUGUAUUUGGAUAUUUCAGCAUUGAAUCAGAAAUUGUGAUCCUGAUCAUUCCUGUCGAUCAUUAUCCAAAAGCUUUGCAGAUUGAGGCCUGCAAUAAAGAAGCAGAGAAGAUCGAAUCCCUUAUCAACUCGGACAGCCCUACUCUGGCGUCUCAUGUCCCUCUCUCUGCCCUCAUCAUUUCCCAGGUUCAGGUUUCCAGCAGUGUGCCAUCGGCCGGCACUGGGGCCAGACCUCCCUACCAUUCUCGCCUCGUCCUCCUCAGCCUGGGCCUUGCCUUGCACAUGGUCUGGACACGUAACUGACCACCCAUGAAAAGUGCAAACUGUCCCUCAAUCUAAUUUUUCUUCCUUGCGAAAGACAUGCAGGACUGCUGGUUCGUAAUUGAAUAGGGGCCAAGUAAAAGCACUUGUCACCUCACCACACAGUAUUUUUUUAAUCUGCUAAUAUUAGUAGGGUUUUUGUUUUGUUUUUACAAAUGUUAAAAUACGUUCUUCCAAAUACUAAUGAAAAGAGGAUAUUUCCUUCUGGAGGAGUCACUGCCUUGCAAUUUCCCUUUUGCUCAUUAGAUGGUUCCCUCACUCAAACAUAUUCAAUAUCACCGAUAAAUGUGAUGGUCACUUUUUAGAAAGAUAACUCAUUUUUACUAUGGGCUUCGUAUUACAGAAACUUCAUUUCAGAGUUCCUAGAAGUAUUAAGGGGCCCCUAGUGUGUGUGUUUGUUUACAGAUAAUUAUACCUACUCUGUCUAGAAGUGAUGGGUCACAGUGAAGAGCCACUGCCAUUAGAAUAUGAAAUAGAGAUAAAGCAUCUUUGGAAUUAUCAUGUGGAUCAUCAGGCAAAUUUAACUUAAAAGAAAUUUAAUUUAGGAACCCAUCUAAUGUAUUAAGCAAAAGCAAGCUAACUGAGUGGCACUCUGAUAUACUGUGAUGGUCUCAGUGGUUACAAACGUGUCUGUGACUUUUGUGAAAGGGAGAAGUUAUAUCACAUCAAAACAUCUUGCAUUGUGCAUCUUUAUAUUAACCAGAUAUAUAUUCGGUAUUCAUCCGAGUUAAAAUCAACCUUUAAACCAAUUGCUGCUACUGAUAUAAUUGCCAAAAAGUGAAAUAAUUAGUAGUUCAUGUAAAUAAUACAUGAUUUUUCUAUUUUAUUAUGAAGAAGGUGAAUAGCCAUAUUUGUAAAGUGACAAUCAUGUGUUUUAACCCAGUACUUUCCGUUCAUGAAGAUACAUUUGCUUUUUGUGACAUGCACAUUGUAGAUAAGUGUUCUGUCUGACUUUCUUUUCUGAUACAGAAUUAUAAAGAGUAUGGUUUAUAUAUUUAAAAAUGUCAAUCUAAGUAUUAAAAUGUUUGCAUGUUGUCUAAGAAAUUGAAUACUUUGAAUGUGUUUUCACAGUUUGAAAUAAGCUAUUCAGUAUAAUACUUCUUGUUCGUAUGCACCUAAACUUAGAUUUUACAUGAAGUAUUUUUUUUUCAGUAUUAUAUGUACCCUCUGAAAUAUAUAAGAAUAUGCUUAUUAAACCAAAAUGUUGUUUAAAAGUGAGCACUUAAGCUUUCAGAAUAUCUCAAUGUUGAUGUAGCAUGUUUGUUGCAAUUCCUUUGUCUAUAUAAAUGUCUUCAAUGCAAUAUACUGGAAAGCUUUUCUAUUUUAAUAAAAAUAAUUUUUAUAUGGUUA
Pteropus alecto (black flying fox) is the source of this 4369-nucleotide messenger RNA. RefSeq names its product reversion inducing cysteine rich protein with kazal motifs (gene RECK). The transcript is spliced from 21 exons. Gene Ontology annotation, cellular component: plasma membrane. NCBI's taxonomy places the organism in Eukaryota, Metazoa, Chordata, Mammalia, Chiroptera, Pteropodidae. Bases 86 to 3001 code for a protein of 971 amino acids. The record is from RefSeq and is a predicted model, not a curated record. Gene Ontology annotation, biological process: extracellular matrix organization; sprouting angiogenesis; blood vessel maturation. Gene Ontology annotation, molecular function: protein binding; metalloendopeptidase inhibitor activity.